GCGUAGGCUCCGUCGGCCGGCGGAGGAGGAAGCCGCCGCCACCGACCGAGCUGCUCGCGCACAACCGCGAGGUCCUGGCAACAGCGCGGGUGAUGCGAGUCGAGCGCUGAAGGGGGAAACCGACUGAAGCUCAAACUCCCAUCGACUCUGCCGGGUUCGUCGUCUCGUUCCAGCAGCCGCGUGAAAAGAAGGGGCAGCGUCACACACGAGCGCCGCGAGCAUGUCGGUGCUAGCCCUGCAAGAGUACGAGUUCGAGAGGCAGUUCAACGAGGACGAAGCCAUCCGAUGGAUGCAGGAGAACUGGAAGAAGUCCUUUCUCUUCUCUGCACUCUACGCUGCCUGCAUCCUCGGGGGCCGCCAUGUCAUGAAGCAGAGGGAGAAGUUUGAGUUGAGGAAACCGCUAGUGCUGUGGUCGCUCACCCUCGCUGUUUUCAGUAUAUUUGGUGCCAUGCGUACUGGGAGCUACAUGACGUACAUCUUGAUGACCAAAGGGCUCAAACAGUCCGUUUGUGACCAGAGCUUUUACAACGGGCCUGUCAGCAAGUUCUGGGCGUACGCCUUCGUACUUAGUAAAGCACCAGAGCUGGGUGACACUCUCUUCAUCGUCCUGAGGAAACAGAAGCUCAUCUUCCUCCACUGGUACCACCACAUCACCGUGCUGCUGUACUCCUGGUACUCCUACAAAGACAUGGUGGCCGGCGGCGGAUGGUUCAUGACUAUGAACUACUUGGUCCACGCUGUCAUGUACUCUUACUACGCAUUACGGGCGGCCGGUUUCAAGGUGUCCCGCAAGUUCGCCAUGUUCAUCACACUGACCCAGAUCACCCAGAUGCUCAUGGGCUGCGUGGUCAACUACCUGGUAUACUCGUGGAUGCAGCAGGGCCAGGAGUGUCCAUCCCACAUGCAGAACAUUGUGUGGUCCUCCCUCAUGUACCUCAGCUACUUUGUGCUCUUUGUCCAGUUCUUCAUCGAGGCCUACUUCAGCAGGUCCAAAUCAUCGGCUAAGGCUGUCACCAAGAAGAGCGAGUAAAAAAGAAAUGAAAAAAAAAGGCCAUAAGCACUGGAGUUAGAAAUUGAGAGCAGGGACCAGUGACUUGAGAGUGUGUGUGUGUGUGUGUGUGUGUGUGUGUGUGUGUGUGUGUGUGUGUGUGUGUGUGUGUGUGUGUGUGUGUGUGUGUGUGUGUGUGUGUGUGUGUGUGUGUGUGUGUGUGUGUGUGUGUGUGUGUGUGUGUGUGUGUGUGUGUGUGUGGGUGUGAGUGAGAGGGUGUGUGUGAGAGGGUGUGUGUGUGUGAGAGAGAGAGAGAGAGAGGCCGGGGAAGUGGGUGGGGGUGGGAGGGUCAAGCGGAUGGCUGGUGUUUGUGCUUUAGCAUUACUACUAAUGUGCAGAUAUAAAAAGCCGCAUCGGAGGCGAAGUCUCUGUUGAGGGAUGCUGAUGACGCUGCGCCGCCAUGAUCAGAAAGCCAUCGCGAGUUGUCCACCUGACGUGUAAAAAACCCUUUUUGAAUUCAACGUGAAUUGUUCUUAAAAAAACAAAAACAUAACAAAAACAUGAAAAUCAACCAGAUAAAAAAUUAUAAAUUUGCCACAAGCAUAUGUUUACUUGAUAUUAAACAAAAUAAAGGUAUCAGUUUUUAUGAAGAUGGUUAGAGUUGGUGUUAACUUGAGCCAUCUGAUAUGUUUUUGUCUGUAAUCUGCGUUUGUUUUCUUUCGAUCUAUCGGAGAAAAGGUUUGAGACGCAUGUGAUUGCUCGAAGCCGUUGUGUGUUGGCGGUGGAUGUGAACCGAUGGGGUGAGCGGCACUGUAUCUUCUGUGUCUUAUGUUGCAAAAUGCGAUAUUUUUCUCAGGUCUUAUAGGUUAUCUCUUUCUUAAUAUAUAAUAUGCAUAUCAAGACAAGGUAGACAUGUUUAACAUCAGCUUGGGCUUACAGUACGGCCGCGUAAGUUGGAAAAAACGUACAAAUGAAACGGAUUGGACUGACCGACUCCGAUGAUCACACUGCUCCUGGGCAUGAUGGGAAACAUAUGCCGACAGUGUCCUGCUUUCACCAUUUGCCAACGACCUUGCAGAAGCUGCCGACCACACUUGGGAAAGGACUUGCCAUUGAUUUCCAAACACUUGUCUGUGUUAAAAAGGGUCCCUACCAUCGAAGACAUUUAAAAAAUAAAAUUUAAAAAAAAGUCUGUCGGACACUGAACGCUUAAGUGAAGGACAAACAUUUGUGUUUAGCAAAAGAAAAAGAAAAUCAAACAUGCACAUUUUCAAAACCUGCUGUAUUGACUUAAAAAAAAUAGUAUGUAUCAUUAAUGGCGUCUGUUGUGCUGUUGUGCAUUUGCACUGUGUCAAUGUCAAAAACAGUUGUUGCUGAAAAACGUAACGUAUGAACAAAGAGUGCUCAAAUGUAA
Messenger RNA from Scophthalmus maximus (turbot), 2402 nucleotides. It is a transcript of the gene elovl6, whose product is annotated as ELOVL fatty acid elongase 6. The record is from RefSeq and is a predicted model, not a curated record. Gene Ontology annotation, cellular component: endoplasmic reticulum membrane; endoplasmic reticulum. Gene Ontology annotation, molecular function: fatty acid elongase activity. Gene Ontology annotation, biological process: fatty acid elongation, monounsaturated fatty acid; very long-chain fatty acid biosynthetic process; sphingolipid biosynthetic process. The transcript is spliced from 4 exons. Lineage: Eukaryota; Metazoa; Chordata; Actinopteri; Pleuronectiformes; Scophthalmidae. Bases 221 to 1030 code for a protein of 269 amino acids.